Molecule: messenger RNA, 1368 nt
Organism: Rattus rattus (black rat)
Lineage: Eukaryota; Metazoa; Chordata; Mammalia; Rodentia; Muridae
Gene: Mppe1
Product: metallophosphoesterase 1
Exons: 9
Coding region: 10-1194 (394 amino acids)
Biological process (GO): endoplasmic reticulum to Golgi vesicle-mediated transport; GPI anchor biosynthetic process
Cellular component (GO): endoplasmic reticulum-Golgi intermediate compartment
Molecular function (GO): phosphoric diester hydrolase activity
Source: RefSeq, a predicted model, not a curated record
GCAGGAGACAUGGCUCUGGUCAGAUGGGGGCUGAGAAGACAGAAUUUCCAUCUGUUGAGGAGGAGGAGAGUGUUGCUGUUGAAACUCACAGCCGUCGUCAUCUCUGUGCUCCUGUUUUGUGAAUAUUUCAUCUAUUACCUGGUCCUCUUUCGGUGCCGUUGGCCUGAGGUGAAGAUGCCAGCCCGUGGUGGUAGGCAGGAGCCUGUCCUGAAAGCCAUGUUUCUGGCUGACACUCACUUACUUGGGGAGAUAAGAGGCCACUGGUUGGACAAAUUGCGAAGGGAGUGGCAAAUGGAGAGAGCUUUUCAGACAGCUCUGUGGCUGCUGCAACCAGAAGUAGUUUUCAUUUUGGGAGACAUCUUUGAUGAAGGGAAGUGGAGCUCCGCCCAGGCCUGGGCCGACGACGUGCACAGGUUUCAGAGGAUGUUCAGGCACGGCAGCCACGUGCAGCUCAAGGUGGUCAUCGGCAACCAUGACAUUGGCUUCCACUACCAGAUGAGUGAAUACAGGAUAAAUCGAUUUGAGAAAGUGUUCGGCUCUGAAAGGCUGUUCUCUCUGAAAGGAGUUAAUUUUGUCAUGGUCAACAGUGUCGCAAUGGAAGGGGAUGGUUGUACCAUAUGCUCUGAAGCAGAAGCUGAACUCAGAGAGAUCUCUCGUAAACUGAAUUGCUCCCAAGAGCAGGUGCAGGGAUCCAGCCAGUGUGACCAUAAGCCACGGCUCCCCUUGUCUGCCCCCGUGUUGCUGCAGCACUAUCCGCUCUACCGGGCCAGCGAUGCUAAUUGUUCUGGUGAAGAUGCAGCUCCUCCAGAGGAAAGGAGCGUCCCCUUUGAGGAGAAAUAUGACGUUCUUUCCCGGGAGGCCUCACAAAAGCUGUUGUGGUGGCUGCGGCCUCGUCUGAUUCUGAGUGGCCACACGCACAGUGCCUGCGAGGUGCUCCAUCCCGGCGGAGCGCCCGAGGUGAGCGUCCCAUCCUUCAAUUGGAGGAACAGAAACAACCCAAGCUUCAUCAUGGGCAGCCUGACAUCCAGAGAUUACGCUCUCUCCAAGUGCUACCUCCCGUGCGAGGACACAGUGCUGACCAUGUACUGCGCAGCCGCUGCCUUCCUCCUGGUCCUCAUCUUAGUUCACUUUGAGCAUCUGCCCUCAUCUUUCCUGUUUGGUUGGAAACUGUGCAGGUCGCACCUGAGAAGGUGAGGAGUGGGCGACUGUCGAGUACGGUCAUGGGAAUCAAAGCCACAGGCGCAGGACUUCCAGCGGAGCUCCUGUGAGUCACGGAGCAGAGCAAACGUUGGUGGCUCUUAUGGACAUUGUGGGGAUUCUGAACCACCGAUGGCAGCGACUACAGAGUAAACGUUUGACCGUACUGUU